CGUUAAACGUCAAAUUCGAUUUAUUUAAUAUUCCAUUUUAAUAUUCGCAUUGAAUUUGGCUCUUCAGACAAUCCUACAAGGGACUUUGUCGAAGCUUACACUCGUUUCUCCUGGUUUCACAAGUACAUACCUACAUAAUAGGGUUUUCAUAGCGUUUGCGCCGUAGCGCGCAUAUUAAACACCUCAACAUGGGCUUCACAACUGGAUUCACUGGAGGUGUAACUCUCACCCUCUCAGUGGCUUACCUAGGUGUACUAGCACACCAAAGACACCGAGAGCACCAAGCUGCCAUCCUGCGACAGCAGACUCGUCUAGUAUCCAGUAUCAUCGACCCUCUGCCACCUGUCUUGCCACCCACGAGGGCCGAGCUCGCAGCAGCCGAGCGUGCCAAUCUUAUCGAGAGGGCUAAAGAUCGUUGGAAUGCUGAAAUAGAAGGUGCUGUCCAUUGGGCUCAGAAUAAAGACUGGGAAGAGGUGCGCGAGAAUGUCGAAAUCGCUUUUGCCAGGCUCUGGGCUAGAGCAUUUGAUGAUUCCCAGGGACCUGUAAAGAAGGGUGAGGAUGUGGCAGCAAACGCAAAAGCAGUUGCAAAUGCAAAAUUGGACCAGGGCAAGGAGAAAGCCGCAAGUGUAGCUGCAGCGGCCAAGAGCGCAUAUGCGGAUGCAAAGGCCAAGGGCUCUGAGGUGGUUGGACGUACAGAAGAGAAGGCUGAAGAAGCCAAAGGCUCAUUCCUAGGCGGCUUAGCAAGAAGUAUCUGGAAGAGUAAGGAUGCAGCUGACAAGACGAAGUCGGCAGUAGGAGGAGCUAAGCAAAAAGGCGAAGAGCUCUCAUCACAACUAUCCGCAGAGGAGAGGACACUUAGCCAACGAUACAAGGAAUCGACUGGACCUAAACAGAAUCAAGAUGAGGUUCUAGCCGCAAGAUAUGCUUCGGCUAGAUAGCAAGAUCCAUCACAACGAAAAGUCUUAUAAGGGAGGAAAAGCAAGCAAGUUCGAAUCCCUAGCCUUCAUAUUGUUCAUACAGCGUUCAGCGAGAAAAGCAAUCGAGCCCUAAGUAGUAAUGGAUGUACUCAUGUAUUAUACAAACUACAACUCUACCUAGACGAUUAAUAGAAUACUUAGAUAUCUUA
This is a messenger RNA of Daldinia decipiens, 1126 nucleotides long. RefSeq lists its product as uncharacterized. NCBI's taxonomy places the organism in Eukaryota, Fungi, Ascomycota, Sordariomycetes, Xylariales, Hypoxylaceae. Gene Ontology annotation, cellular component: MICOS complex; mitochondrial crista junction. The coding region runs from base 189 to 938 and encodes 249 amino acids. Gene Ontology annotation, biological process: cristae formation. The transcript is spliced from 2 exons. The record is from RefSeq and is a predicted model, not a curated record.